CCGGUUGCAGCACCUUUUUAUCCGGACAAUCAACUCUGCAAAGAUGAUUGCCUGCAAGACGAGGUUGUGGGGCCGCUAUGGUGCUGGACAUGCGCCAGUCACGUCGAGGACGACGACGACGCGGCCUUCAUCGUUUACGACGGCAUCGCAUCAAACCGGACUCUUCGGACUGCAGGGUUUGGUCCGUCCUGAUGAUUUCGCGGCGUUGGGUGCUCGUGCCAUCCGCGAAAUUGGCCGGUUGAAGCACCGCAUCUUGUCGACGCCUCCAGGACUGUCGACAAUUCAAGACUUGGACGCGAUUUCCAAUGAAGUGUGCAUUGUGAUCGAUGCAGCGGAGCUGUGUCGCAACGUGCACCCGGAUGCGUAAGAUGCUGGUGAUGCUAAACGAACUUGUAUUAACACCAACAAUCCCAUCACCAUGCAGGCAAUUCCGAGCCGCCGCGUCGAAUUCGUUUGCCCAAUUGUCGACGUUGAUUCAACAACUCAACACGGACACCGACAUGUACCAGCGCUUGCGAGACGUCACGGUCGACGAGUCGCUCAUGGCCACAUUCACAGAGGAACAGCGUCGGGUUGCGUUACUGCUUCGCGCCGAAUUCGAGCGCGAUGGGAUUCACUUGGACGCCAACGGUCGCGCCAACGUCAUCUCACUGCAGAAUGACAUCACACGACUGAGCUCGGAAUUCCAGCACAACAUUACCACCGUUCGAGAGCAUAUUCGGGUACCCCAAAGUGCGCUCAAGGACCUGCCUGCGUCGUAUAUGCGACACUGCUCGGUCCAAGGGUCGUCUGUGCUCGUGCCCACGGAUUCGCAUGUUAUGCACGCCAUCAUGAAAUGGAUCCCUGACCCCGCGGUGCGCAAACAAAUGUACUUAGCUGGCAACACAAGCCCCAAACAGAACCUCCACGUGCUGGAUGACUUGAUUCAAGCUCGUCACGCCGUCGCGACCACGUUAGGGUUUCCGACCUAUGCGCAUUUGGCCACCAGUGACAAGAUGGCCGAGAGUCCUGACGGUGUGGCGGCGUUCCUCGAGUCGAUUGCGUCAAACUUGAUGACCAAGGCGAAGUCGGAGCGCCAGCUUUUAGCUCAAGCCAAGCGCCACCACGAGCCUCCUAAUGCUGGAUCCAUCCAGCAGCAGCUGCGGACGUUGUUUGGGCAGACGACCAGUAGUGCUCAUGAUGACGUGGAGAGCUGGGACGUGCCUUAUUACAUGGGCAUGCUCAAAGCGCGGCACCACCACCUGGACUCGCGCGUGAUUUCGGCCUACUUUCCCGUCGACAGGUGCAUCGAUGGGCUGCGGCUCAUUUGCGACCAACUAUUUGGGGUCCACCUCACAGACACCGCCAUGGCACCGCACGAGUCGUGGCAUCCGGACGUCCGGAAGCUCGUCGUGACCCGACACGACCGGCCCGUGGGGGUGCUGUUCCUGGAUUUGUACCCACGGCCAAACAAGUACAAUCACUUUGCGCACUUUACCAUUCGAUGCGGCAAGCAACUCCCGACGCACUACCAGACGCCCGUGGUCGCGCUCGUGUGCAACUUUCAGCAGCCCACGGCCGACACGCCGCCCCUUCUCACGCAUGGCGAAGUCGAGACAUUGUUCCACGAGUUUGGCCACGCGCUGCACUCGGUCUUGUCGCAGACAGAGAUGCAGCAUGUGAGUGGCACGCGCGGUCAGCUGGACUUUGUUGAAACACCGUCGCACUUGUUUGAGUACUUUGCGUGGGACCCCCGCGUAGUUGAAACCUUCGCGAGACACUUCGACACGAACGAGCCGAUUCCACGGUCGAUGGUCGCCAAUUUGAGGGCGUCCAAGCACAUGUUUAGUGCCAUGGACACGCAGACGCAAUGCUUGUAUUCGAUGCUGGAUCUGACGCUAUUUGGGACCCAGCCGUUGCCGUUUACCCCCCCGACGACCACCCAAGCGCUGCAGACGCUGCAGAACCAGCACACGCUCGUGCCUUUCCCCACGGGGACGCACUGGCACACCCGCUUUGGCCAUUUGGUAAGUCGUUUGAAGGGUGAACAUACUAACAAGAUCAUAUUGGAUUAGGUCAACUAUGGCGCGGGGUACUACAGCUACCUGUACGCACGCGUGUUUGCGGCAGACGUGUGGCAGCACUGCUUUGCCGCAGACCCGUGGAACCCCAAGGCCGGCCAAGUGCUGUACGACGAGGUGCUCCGGCACGGCGGCGCCAAGGACCCCAUGGACAUGCUCGUCAACGUGCUCGGCCGACGGCCUACGAUCGACAGCUUCGUCAACGAGCUGGGGAUCCGCCACAAGUAACUCGUAUUCACAUCAACUACUUCUACCUUGUACUACUAUUAAUAGUAUGUAGUGCUACGUAGUACUUUGAAAUUACCAAACCCCAUAGUAAUAACGCUACUUUGAUACUGUGAA
Aphanomyces astaci is the source of this 2402-nucleotide messenger RNA. RefSeq lists its product as hypothetical. Gene Ontology annotation, biological process: proteolysis; peptide metabolic process. Gene Ontology annotation, cellular component: mitochondrion. The coding region runs from base 327 to 2054 and encodes 575 amino acids. NCBI's taxonomy places the organism in Eukaryota, Oomycota, Saprolegniomycetes, Saprolegniales, Verrucalvaceae. Gene Ontology annotation, molecular function: metalloendopeptidase activity. The record is from RefSeq and is a predicted model, not a curated record. The transcript is spliced from 8 exons.